This is a messenger RNA of Phalacrocorax carbo (great cormorant), 7096 nucleotides long. The record is from RefSeq and is a predicted model, not a curated record. NCBI's taxonomy places the organism in Eukaryota, Metazoa, Chordata, Aves, Suliformes, Phalacrocoracidae.
GGAGGCGGCUCUUUGCGCGGCUUCCCACGCCGCGACUGCGCGUGGCAGCGCGGAAAGGGCGGCUUUCUCCGCGUGGGGUGCUUUGCCGCGCAUUGCGUGGCCGUGCAGCGCGGUGCGGCGGCCUCACGCUGCGUGGCGGGGGCGGCGGGGGGUCCCCGGUCCGCCCGUGCCCCCGCGGGGCAGCGCGGGAGGGGCGGGCGCCGGUGUCCGCGGGGCGGGGAGAAGCGAAGGGCAGAGGCGUUUGUCGGGCGUGGGAUGCACGGCUGCUGCGGGGCCCCGGCCCCGCGUCCCCCCGGGCGCCGCCCGUCCGGUGUCCGGCCCGUCCCGCUGUGAGGCCACCACCUUCCCAAGGCCACCCCGCUGUCCUUCUUCUCGCCCCUCUCACGCGUGCUGGUGUCGCUCACCCCUGCCCGUGGGGAGGGACGUUCACCGCAUCCUUUCUGCAUCCCCAGUGCUCGGGGAACCGGGAGGAAAUCGCCCGCGGACAAGUCUGGGGAAGGUGGGUGAUGAGAUUUGGGUCUCUUCUGGCGCAGGCUGGCUGCCGUAGCAAGGCUUCGGCGACGGAGCUGCUGUCACCGUGCUGGGGCCAGAGCUUGCUUGGUUUCAGGAGUGAGGCCGUGUCUCAGUGCUGCAUUGGAGGUCUGACAAGGAAGGCCAAACACUUAAUUCAUGCAUCUCUCAGCUUGCUUUUAAUAAGGGGAACAACCUGCCUUAUCUUGCUUACCUGACCAUUGAUCAGAGAGGCUGCUGUACGCUCAGUCACAGGAGAAGAGAAAUCUGCGCUCUGGAGGGGCCGUGAAGAAGAUAAGUUUCCAGGUACUUUUGCCACUGCAGUCUCUGUAAAGCUCCUGUAUUACUCAGUGUUCCUUGGUCUACCUCUUCUCUCCCAAGAUGCUGAGAAGAGUCCUGUGUACAGUGUUGUUCAUGGGAGCCUUGCCAUCACUGGCUGAAGUGUCCCAAGGCCACAUCUCAGUGGUGUUGCUGGGAGCCACAGGUGAUUUGGCCAAGAAGUAUUUGUGGCAGGGUCUAUUCCAACUCUACAUGGACCAAGUGAGCAGUGGCCACAGUUUCACCUUCCACGGGGCUGCACUGACAGCUCUGGAGCCGGGGCAGAGACUGAUGUUUGAUGUGCUGAAGAAGCUGGCCUGUCCCCCGGAUGAACCUCCCAAUAGGUGUGCUGUGCUCAAGGACCAGUUCCUGAAGCUGAGCCAAUACCACCAGCUGAAGACUGCCGAAAACUACACGGUGCUGAACAGAGAGAUUGAGACACUGCUUCGCGAGGAGGGGCUGAAGGAGGCUGGAAGGAUCUUUUACUUCUCAGUACCACCGUUUGCCUACACAGAGAUUGCCCGCCACAUCAACAGCAGCUGCAGACCACCUCCAGGAGCCUGGUUGCGUGUGGUGCUGGAGAAACCUUUUGGCCAUGACCUGGAGUCAGCCCAGCAGCUGGCUGCAGAGCUGACAAGCUUCUUCAGGGAAGAGGAGAUGUACCGGGUGGACCACUACCUUGGCAAACAGGCUGUAGCCCAUAUCCUGCCUUUUCGAGAUCAGAACCGACAGUUUCUGGAUCCAAUCUGGAACCGACAUCACGUGGAAAGAGUGGAGAUUGUCUUGAAAGAGACUGUGGAUGCUAAAGGCCGCACCAGCUUCUACGAGCAGUAUGGAGUCAUCCGGGAUGUGCUGCAGAACCACCUCACGGAGGCCCUGAUGUUUCUGACCAUGGAGCUCCCAGCCAACGUGAGCAAGGCUGAAGAGGUUUUGCAGUGCAAGCUGCAGGCCUUCCAGUCCUUGCGGGGCCUGGAGAAAAACAAUGCCGUGUUGGGUCAGUAUCAGGCAUAUGCCAGCCAAGUACGGGAGGAACUGCAGAAGGCACAGGACUACAUCAGCACAACACCAACCUUUGCAGGUGUGCUGAUUCACAGUGACAACCUGCGUUGGGAAGGGGUUCCUUUCCUCCUCACUUCUGGGAAAGCUCUGGAUGAACGGGUAGGUUAUGUCCGUGUUCUCUUCAAGAACCGGGCCUACUGCACUCAGAGCGAGACUCUGAGGGAUGCAGAGCACAGCCAGUGUAAAGCCAAGCAGAUCAUCUUCUACAUCGGGCAUGGCGCACUCAACACCCCUGCAGUGCUUGUGAGCAGGAACCUUUUCAGGCCUGUCAUGCCAGAAGGCAGUUGGAAAGAAGCAGUGGGUCAGUCAGACCUGCACAUUUUUGGACAACCAUUGUCUGAUUACUACAUGUACAGCCCUGUGAAAGAGAGAGAUGCAUAUUCUGUCCUCAUCUCCAACAUCUACCAUGGCAGGAAGGACUUCUUCAUUACCACCGAGAACCUGCUGGCCUCCUGGGGAUUCUGGACACCGCUGCUGGAUAGCAUUUCCCAGCAGCCCCUACGCCUCUACCCUGGGGGAGUGGAGAACCAGCACCUCUUAGACUUUGAAAUGGUGAGUGGGGAAGUGGCAUUCACGCUGGCAGAGCCAGUAGAACUGCUGAACCCCAACAGGCUGAUGCCAAGUGAUUACAGCGCAAUCCAGUCCAAAUUUCGGCAGAGUCCCCUUGUCUCAGCAUGGUCUGAGAACCUGAUUUCCCAGCUGGCUUCUGACAUCGAGAAGACAGCAAGUAGGGCUGUGGCGCACUCUGGGAAGUUCCACCUGGCCCUCUCAGGCGGCUCAAGCCCGGUGGUCCUAUUCCAGCGGCUGGCAAGACACCAUUAUGCCUUUCCAUGGAAGCACACCCACAUCUGGCUGGUAGAUGAACGCUGUGUCCCUCUCACUGACAUUGAGUCCAACUUCUUCAGCUUGCACAAGCAUCUCCUCCAGAGUGUCAGGGUGCCCUACUUCAACAUCCACCCUAUGCCUGUGCACCUGAACCAGCGGCUCUGUGUGGAAGAGGACAGAGGCACAGAACUGUAUGCCAAGGAGAUCUUGGCCCUGGUGGCCAAUGCUAGCUUUGACCUGGUCCUGCUGGGGGUGGGCACUGAUGGGCACACUGCCUCGCUCUUCCCCCAAUCUGAAAAUGGCUUGGAAGGGGCUCGGACUGUGGUUCUGACCGAAAGCCCUGUCAAACCUCACCAAAGGAUGAGCCUUAGCCUACCCCUCAUCAACAAGGCCAGGCAGGUGUUUGUCCUGGUUUUGGGGAAGGGUAAGCAUGACAUCGUGACCCUGCUCAGCAGGGUGGGCCAUAAACCAAGGAAAUGGCCUGUCUCGGGUGUCAGCCCCAGCUCUGGCCAGCUGGUGUGGUAUGUGGAUUAUGAAGCUCUGCUUGGGUGAUGCCUUCACAGUGUCCCUCCUCCCUUGUCUGCGUGGCCCUUACAGCCUGGAUUUUCCUACACAAUGUCCAUGUUUUUCUGUUGCCAGCAGCAGCUUCAUCUCUGACAGACUCCUCUAACCUUCUGGGAAAUCCGUGGCCUGCAGUGCCUCUGACAUUUGAGCCCGGAAAGGAACUCAACGCACCAUUCAGAGCUAAGUAGGAGCCAAGAGCCCAGUGCAGUGUUUCUGGCUCUGCUAGGGGUUCUGACUGUGUCUUUGGACAAAUUACCUCACCUUGAAGUGCCUCAGUUUUCCCUGUCAGGCCUUUGUGUUUAUUAGCAUUUAACUACCUCGCAGGCGCUACGGGAGACUUGUUAAAUUAAGUACCUGCCAAAUUUAUUAUUAUUUUUGUUUUAAUUCUCAGGCUAGAAGACAGUAAUAACAUGUUCAUCCUCUGCCUUGCUCAGUCUGGCUGGGACAGAGUCGUCAUCUCAGUAAAAUGAAGGUUCUGUGCCCGCGGGUCCAUAGGCUAUGGCUGUGCUCUCCUGGAAGCAUAGACACGCAUUUGCUUUUGUGGCAUGUGGCCCCUAAAUGCUCACACUGAUCUGUGAGCUCAUGGCAGUCCUGAGUCUUUGCAGAUUGCCCAGCAGCAGAGGCUGAGUUUAUAAGCAGUAAUUUGCUGCUUUCAUUAAGUGGAUAGCUGAUACCAUGGGGGAUGGAGAAGGAAGACAUAUUGCUUUUUAGGCUGUUCGAAUAAUGGGGACAGGGUGAGGAAUAUGGCAGUUCACAGGGCCAUUAUUUGCCUGCAGUGCAACAAUUACUGAGGGAGAAGCUUGGUGUUGAGAGGAGUUGCUUGGUUUUAGCUAGCAAAGAAAUGGUUUCUUUAACCGUCUGUCUUUGUCUUUGUCUCAUUCUCUGAAAUGAACUUUUCUCUGUCUUCAGAAUUGAAGCUUGCAGUGUCAUUCAGUGGCUUAUAAAAUUUCUGCAGGAGGCAGCUUUAUAAACUAUCAAUGUAUCUGUUAUUACAGCACACAUUAAGGUAGUUACAGUGUUUGCAGAUGGUGGUGGUGGGGUUUGAACUCAAGGACACUCACUUAUCAGAGGAGGGAAUUUUCUCUGUACAUAUCUCGGGCACACAGAACUAGUAAAUUGCAUCUCUCUGACAGGACAACGUUAAGUGCUUAUAGAAAUGUAUAGUGCUAUUGCUCACAGGAAGGGUUGGAGACAUCUAGUCCUACCUAGAGACCCCACUCUCCCCUUCCUAAUCUUCACCUUCCCAGAAUGCUGCCAUGCACAAUGGGUGCGUCUCUGCUUUCAUGAUAUCCCGAAAUGCUCCGUGAUCAUCUCCAAUGGGUAAUUUACCACAGCAGACCAGAGUACAGCUUUUGGUAAGGAAAUCAAGACAGCACAAGAUGGGAGAAUCUGGGCUGAUGGUCCAUGUGGAGGCUAGAGACGAACCCACUCACCCAGGGUGGCCCCAGGAUGGGACAGACCCACUGCAGGAAGCUGGGGGUGGUACUGGAUGCCAGCAGGGAGGAAUCUGCAUAGGAGCGGAGGCCACUUUCAAGGGAAUUUCUCUCUUCUUCCUGUGAAAUCUGGCCCUGUUUCCACAGAGAAGUAGCUGUUUGUGGGUGACCAGGUGGAGAUGGUGGGGUCUGAGGUGACCCAGGGACUGAGGGGCCCGAACGCUGACAGGAGAUGGCGCCCCGACCCUGAGCAGCAGCCGUCAGUUGUGUGCUGGUCUUUCAGCAGGGCUGGUCUGAGGCUGUGCCUGGCUUGGCCGCCCUUCACAGCGCUGGAGCCUCACAAGGGGAAAACAGGGUCCUCAGGAGCUGGACCUGGGAGUCUGGUGACCCCUUACAGACCUGAAAGUCUGCGGUAUAGGGAAGGAAGGAGGCUUUGCUUUAGAAAGCUGGGUGUCAGGCAUUGGCUUCAAGUCCUUCCCUGCGCAGGGGUCUGCAGAAUCCUAGGGAUGAAGAUGCAAAUCUGGGUACAAAUAGGUGCUGUGGUCUGAUAGCACGUGGAGCAAGGCGGGCAGGUCUACGCUGUACGGCCUGUGCUCCCAGGUUCCCAGGAGUUGUUGCCUUUCAGCAUAAUGCUUAUCUUAAUGCAGAAAUCAGAACUGUUGUCCUCUGCUAAUUGCACAGAUAAAAGUGCACUGAGCGAGCUCUAGAGAGCCCGUUACUAGGCAGAGCCAGGGAGAACAUAACGUGGCAGAAGCUAUGUGCAGCAGAAAAAGGCCGAAAUCUAAGGGACUGGCUAUGAUUUCUGACAGGCACCCUCCCCCACCUCGCAGAUGGUCCAAAAAAGCUGCAUUUUACAUAUUGUAUUUGACUAAGCUGAGUUGCACUGAUGCGCAUCCCUUAGCUUUAGCGUGGGAAAGGAGGGGAGUUGUGGUGGUGUAGCUUUCUGAAGAGCUCAAACACAGAAGAGACACAAGUGCCUUAACUGGUCUGGUUUGACAGCCGGAUGGCUGGUUAUCCAUCUUUUGUGGGUGUUCGUGAACAGGUUUGCUCCUGCCUGUUUCAUGGUUACAGCCAGGCUUAACGACCAGCACAAACACCAAAGAGUGAAAAUAAAUCACGGGAAGAGAGGAGCAUAGAAAAGCGGGAGGAGGGUGAGCGUUGCAGGUUCCUUGCUGCAGGACUUGCUUGUCAAGUGGAUGUGCUGACAGUGGAGUCUGGAAUAAGAGCAUACGCCUAGGAGUUAACUGGAAUAAGUCUUCUGGAAUAGCUCUCUUCGAGAUGAGUGCUAGCAAACACUGGCUCCAAAAUAUACCACAGUGGCUGAAACAGCUGCGCAGAGGAAGAUGUUUUAGGUCUGGUAUGUCCAUAAAUUCAAACAUCAUUUUUCAUUUUUAAACAAAAAUAGCCAUGUUAACUUCAUUCCAGUUCUUUUGUAUUUAGUGUGAGGGAACAAGUUUUAAUGAAAAAUUGACCUAGGUGAGAAUAGAGACAUUGUUAUGAAUGACAGAAUUUAUUGCUACUUUACAGAUGACUGUGGUAUUGUUGUUUUCUUAUUUCUGCACACUUUCUCGUUAAUAUUUGGCUGUCACCCUUUGAAAUAAACACUGAAUUUAGAGAGGGUUAUUUGCACUUUUAAAUAACCAUGUGGUUUUUUUCCCAGAUAGCGGCUGUUCUUGCCAGCAGAAAAUAGAGUUCAUUUGCAAAGUCUCUAAUCGGUCACCCCAAAAUUCAUCUGAAAUUUUAUUAAAAUCCAGUAAAAGCUUACGCAUGUUUUUCUCCGUGAACAUCGCUGUCUGGGUUGCUUGGGUUUGGUUUUUUUUAGAACUGGGGUGUUUUUUUACUUUUUACACAGACAUUCCUGUUAAACUCUUUAAUACUGAAGAUUUGCCAAAUGAAAAACAAAUAUUCUAAAAUACAUAAAAUUUGUGAUGGGCAAAAGGGAGGCUGCAGAUGGGAAGAAGGGUUAAAUGAGCAACAAAUCUGAUGAGGAAGAAUGGUAGAAAUCCACUGGGCUAUAGGCCAAGGAAGCAGGGCUAUUUUUAUUUUGUGAAAGCUAUUAAUAGGAGGUGUACACCUUCUUGAGAGCUUGUAUUAACCUUUCUUUGCAAAAGCAACUCCGUGGAGUAACUUCUUAUAGUCUGUUUCUCCCAUAAGUGGUUAUUGAUACCAUUUUCUUUUUAAUGGCAAGUGUGUUCCUAGAAUUCAAUGGUGUGAUUAUUUUUUACAUUUUACAGAAAACUAACACUGGAAUUAAUGAAUUUUUCACUUCAACUUUUAUAAAUCAUGCUGUAAAAUCUUAUUUUCCCAUGAGUAAGGUUUUGUGAUUCCUUUCAUGUUGUGUAAUGAACAGAUAAUUAUAUUUAUAAAAAAUAAAUAGUUUUUAACAA